Messenger RNA from Trifolium pratense (red clover), 687 nucleotides. RefSeq lists its product as uncharacterized. The coding region runs from base 297 to 680 and encodes 127 amino acids. The transcript has a single exon. The record is from RefSeq and is a predicted model, not a curated record. Lineage: Eukaryota; Viridiplantae; Streptophyta; Magnoliopsida; Fabales; Fabaceae.
UGAGUAUUAUUAUAUAGUAAUAACAUAAUCGAGUGAAUCACAUAAACAAAGAAUCGUCACUAAUCGUCAUCAUCAAUUUAUUGACAAUAAAUUGUUAGGUUUUUCUUGUUGUUUAAUAAUUUAAUAAAUUUGAGUGAAAAACAAUAUAUUAAAUUAUUCAACAACAAAAAUAAAAUCUAACAAUUUACUACCUAUAAAAAAAAUUAGUAGAAUUUUCAUCCGACUAAACCAUGAAUUCAAAAAAAUAAGAAAUAUAAAAAUUUAUUUAUAGACCCUCAUAGUUCUAAGCUAAGACCAUGGAGACGAAGAUUCCAGCAAUAGCAGUAACAGACACAAAUGUCUUGGUGAUUGAGAAUGCAGCAGAGGGUGCCUCAGCUCCAGGCUGUUCCGGUGUAGCACCACCCGGGCCUGAUGCCGGGCCAUUUGGGCCUGUAGGCGCGGGUGGGGAUGAAGUGUUUGGGCUUGGGGAUGAAGGAGAUGGUGCUGGAGAAGUUGUUGAAGGAGAGGGUGUUGGUGAUUUUGUGGAGGGUGAUGGAGCUGGUGCUGAAUUAGGUGAUAAUGAUCCUGUGGGGGAUGGUGCAGGUGCUUGUGCUAUGCAUGAUGUAGCCAAAAGUCCCAAUAUCACAAACAAUUUGAUUGAAGAGAAACCCAUCUUAUAUACUCCUAUAUAUGUUUUUUGAGAGAAAA